CUGGUGGGGGCGUGGCCUGGCCUCAGGAGCUCACUUUUGCUGCCUUCCACAGGCCUCCCGCAGGAGCCUCGUUCCAAGGGGAUUCGCGCCCACCCCACGGCCGGAUGUGGGGUUCCAGCAGACACCUGUGUUCCCUUGGAUGGCCCAGAGCCAGUUCCCUGGGUUCCAGUGACAGGAGGCAGAGGAAGGACCACACCAGCAAACUUCAUGAGUUGGCACUGCUGUUGCCUGUGGCCCUGAAGACAGGCACCAAGAAGCUCACCAAGAAGGAGAUUCUGCUGCAUGUCCUGCAUUACAUUCAGUACCUCCAGAAAAGCAUCAAUGUGGCCAAGGCCUUGCUCAAGUUCCACACCACCAAUGGGGAAGGCGAACUCGGGGGGCUGGGAAGGAACUGGGCCUCGGGCCCCGCACGGCGGAGACACUCCACCCCUUCGAGCUCCCCACACUCUCACAAGUCCCGUCUUCAGGGAGCCUGCCGGAAACCCCGGAAGAAGAAACCCACUGGAUUGUCAGAACGCCAGACCCGGGCCCAGAACCCUCGCCGCUGUCUGGUCCUGGACGAGCCCGGGAAGUGGGCGACCCCAUCCCCAGAGCAGCAAGGAAGACACAUGGGGGGGACCACCACCCCUUCAAGACGUGCCAGCCCUGGCUGUCACCCCAAAGUUGCGUCAUCCCUGCCUCAAGGUGACAGGAAGGGAGGCAGGUCCCGGCUGACGUUGCUGGACAUGGCCGAGAACAGCAUCCACUGUGACUUCUCAGGCUGCUAUGGCCCCGUCAGUGGCCAGGGUGAUGGGCUCUACCGUGCCUUCAAGGCCCAGCAAGGGGCUGAGCGGAUCCACUUUCUCAACAGGACUGAGCCCUGUCCCAGGCAGAAGCUGGUGUUCUACGAUUCCAGCGAGGAGCUGGACAAGGAGUCCCCAGAUGCUGACCCUUGGCUUCCUGCCUGGACCCCAGAGGGCAGCCCCCCUGGGAGCCCGCUGGCCUUGGGGCCUCCCCAGAUUAACAAGUGGAGUGUGACAGGCCACCCGAGCGAGAUCCUAGGGCUCAGCCCCUCCCUCUUCAGCUCCCCAGGAAGGCUGCCACCAGAUCAGAUCCUGGGGGAUGGCACCGAGUUCCUGACCCAAGACCUCUUCAAAGAAGUGUUCCUAGACCCCGAGUCUUUACCUUCUGAUGACGUGCUUGAGGCGCUCCAGGACAAGGAGAUGCCCUCGGAGACUCCCGAAGACCCCCCCGACUCCCACAGCCUGUGCCAGUCCUCUGUCUCUCUGGACCACUGCUACCUGUCGCUGAGCGAGAACAGCAAGGCACCGUCCAGCUCCAGCUCCAGCUCCAGCUCGGAGGACUCAGACACUGAGUCGGACGUUCAGGCCGACCCCGAGGGCCUGCUGUCCUCCAGUGACGAGGAUGGGGACUACACGUGGACCCCCACCCGGCAGGCCGCCACCCUGCCCGUGGCCGGGAGGAAGGCCAGGAAGGGCCAGGCAGGCUGGGGCCCGGCGAAGCCCAGGGAAAACAAGAAAGCCCCCUGCCCGACCCAGAUGAAGAAAAAGUGCGUCAAUGGCUUCAUCAUGUUCUGCAGGAUGAACCGGAAGCAGUACAUCCGAGCCUGUCCUGGGACCGCAUCCACGGCUGCCACCAAGGAGCUGGCCCAACUCUGGCGGGUGAUGACCCAGGAGGAGCGAAGACCGUACUGCAUCAAAGCUCGCAGGUUCAGCCUCCAGCACAACCGGAUCGUGAAGCAGGACAGCUCGAGCAGCGAGGACGAGCACUGGGGGACCCCCAAGCCCUUCUACCAGCUGCUGGCCGAGAAGGCCCGCCGUUCCUCAGACCUGGGCCCUCCGCUGCCCCCUCAACACAACUGACAGGGUAACCCUGCCGUGCCCCCUCCUCCUCUGCUUUGCAACCGGGAGCCGGUGAAGAGGUCGUCCCCUCCUGGGCCUCACCCCUCCUGGAGCAGGCUGGGAGGGGGCGUACUUAGGGCCCCUGACGCUGUGUGCGUUUGCCCGGUGCUAGGGCUGCCUGAACUCGGCCUGCCCGCCGUCCCCUGCCCCGCUCGGGUGCCUCCAGGGGCGCCGCAGGGCCGGAGGAGGGGAGCUCUGAGGGAAAGGCAGUAAGGUGAAGUUUACGAGAAGGGGCCCACUCUGCCCUUCCGCUGCCCAGCCCAGGGUCCAGCGGUUUCAGCCGCGUUCAUUCUUACCUCGCCCCACUCCUCCCUCCCCUGUUCUAUUUAUAGAUUAUUUAUUGUUCGCAACAAAAUAAAGUGGAA
This is a messenger RNA of Zalophus californianus (California sea lion), 2266 nucleotides long. RefSeq names its product meiosis initiator (gene MEIOSIN). Gene Ontology annotation, molecular function: protein dimerization activity. Bases 105 to 1862 code for a protein of 585 amino acids. Lineage: Eukaryota; Metazoa; Chordata; Mammalia; Carnivora; Otariidae. The transcript is spliced from 14 exons. The record is from RefSeq and is a predicted model, not a curated record.